This is a messenger RNA of Colletotrichum destructivum, 3212 nucleotides long. Its product is annotated as Putative isocitrate dehydrogenase NADP-dependent, isocitrate/isopropylmalate dehydrogenase. Gene Ontology annotation, cellular component: mitochondrion. Lineage: Eukaryota; Fungi; Ascomycota; Sordariomycetes; Glomerellales; Glomerellaceae. Bases 593 to 1951 code for a protein of 452 amino acids. The record is from RefSeq and is a predicted model, not a curated record. Gene Ontology annotation, molecular function: NAD binding; isocitrate dehydrogenase (NADP+) activity; magnesium ion binding. Gene Ontology annotation, biological process: isocitrate metabolic process; NADP+ metabolic process. The transcript has 4 exons.
CGCAACCUCUUGGGCCAGCAAAGGGUGGCAGAUGCCACUAAGGACACCCGCAGAAACAAAGCUGCUACGGUACCUCUACCUUAGUAUCUCUGGUAGCUUCGCCCACCCCGCCCACACCGGUCCCCGGAAGUAAAGUGCACACCUGUGACGAUCUCGGCUCGGCUGUCCUUCCGCUUGCUGUUGCUGCACUGCUGCUUGACUCUUGUUUGACUCUUAUUUUCUCUUGCCUUGGACAGGUUUCAAUUGCAACCAGCCGUCUUCCACCUCCUUCCUCUCCCAAGCGGUUUGCCAUUUAGCUUUUUGCAAACUUCCCCUCAUCUUCCUCCUCCCCUCCCUCCACCGACCGAACACUCUCUAGUAAUUAGUUUCGCGAUCGUCAGCAUCUUGUCGUAGCUUGGCUUUUUAGAAGCGCCUCCACUCAUCUUCGUUGCAUCUCUACUACUGCCGCCGCCGCCGCCUCCGCCGCCACUACCCGGUCUUAGUAGCCGCGGCUCUGACUGUUGUCUCCCCCGCCCGCCACCGACCGACCGAAAAGCCGAAAAGACCCUUCAUAUUCGCGCGCGACCUCCGCUACUAGGAAAACCCCGUCAUCAUGAACGCUGCUCGUUUCCUCCGCCGUCCCGCGACUUUCGCUCUCCGGCCGUCCUUCGUCGUCCCCCAGUCCAGCUUCUCCGCCGCCCCCGCGUCCUUCAUCGCUGCCCGCACCAUGGCCUCCGCCGUCCAGAAGAUCAAGGUCAAGAACCCCGUCGUCGAGCUCGACGGCGACGAGAUGACCCGUAUCAUCUGGCAGACCAUCAAGGACAAGUUCAUCCACCCCUACCUCGACAUCGACCUCAAGUACUACGACCUUGGCCUGCCUUACCGCGACGAGACCAACGACAAGGUUACCCUCGACGCCGCCGAGGCCAUCAAGAAGUACUCGGUCGGUGUCAAGUGCGCUACCAUCACCCCCGAUGAGGCCCGUGUUGAGGAGUUCAAGCUCAAGCAGAUGUGGCUCUCGCCCAACGGUACCAUUCGCAACCACCUCGGCGGCACCGUCUUCCGCGAGCCCAUCGUCAUCCCCCGUAUCCCGCGCUUGGUGCCCGGCUGGAAGAAGCCCAUUAUCAUCGGCCGCCACGCGUUCGGCGACCAGUACCGCGCCAAAGACGCCGUUCUCCCCGGUCCCGGAACCCUCAAGAUGGUCUACACCCCUGAGGGUGGCGAGCCCCAGGAGAUCGAGGUCUACAAGUUCAAGGAGGGCGGCGGCGUCGCUCAGACCCAGUACAACACGGACGAGUCCAUCACCGGCUUUGCCCAUGCCUCCUUCAAGCUGGCCCUUACCAAGAAGCUGCCCCUGUACAUGAGCACCAAGAACACCAUCCUCAAGAAGUACGAUGGCCGCUUCAAGGACAUCUUCCAGGACCUCUACGAGGCCCAGUACAAGGCCGAGUUCGAGGCCGCCGGCAUCUGGUACGAGCACCGCCUCAUUGACGACAUGGUUGCGCAGAUGAUCAAGAGCUCUGGUGGCUACAUCAUGGCUCUCAAGAACUACGACGGCGACGUCCAGUCCGACAUUGUCGCCCAGGGAUUCGGCUCCCUUGGCCUCAUGACGUCGGUUCUCAUCACCCCCGAUGGCAAGACCUUCGAGUCCGAGGCCGCCCACGGCACCGUCACGCGCCACUUCCGCGAGCACCAGAAGGGCAAGGAGACGUCGACCAACCCCAUCGCCUCCAUCUUCGCCUGGACCCGCGGUCUUAUCCAGCGCGGCAAGCUCGACAACACCCCCGAGGUCGUCGCUUUCGCCGAGUCCCUCGAGAAGGCCUGCAUCGACACCGUCGAUGUUGACGGCAUCAUGACCAAGGACCUUGCCCUCGCCUGCGGCAAGUCCGCCCGCGAGGACUACGUCACCACCAACGAAUACCUCAACGCCGUCGAGCGCCGCAUGAAGAACAUUCUCAAGGAGAAGUUGUAGAGUGCUGUUCCCUCCUCCCACCUCCAUUCUGCUCAAUCGCAUCGAGAGCGAAAACAUAACAACACACAUACCAACAUACCGGAGGUUUAGGAUUCGGCCUUCCUACUAGGAUAGACAGACCCCUGAAAUGUAGAAAAACCAAAACGACGGUAGAAUAUGGAGAGGUCCAAUGGAUUGUUCGAGAACACCGCUGUAUCUAUGGGAUCGCGAUCUUUCCCUUUUUCUUCCCUUUUUUUUUGCAUUUACAAUGCGGCAGCAACAGCGGGCGCGGCGAUGGCGGCGGCAGCAGCAGCAUGACCAUACACAUCUCUGUUUCUAUCUUUUCGGUGUCGUCCCUUCCGGAAUUCUUUUAGUUAACUUGAUAUCACACAAAAUCGUCCCGGCACCAUACCUGUCAAAGAAGAAAAGGACAAAAAAAAAGGGCUGUGGGGGGCAGACGGACAGAGCUGCGAGAGAAAAGCAACAGACUUUGGAAUGGGGCCACCUGUGAAUGGGAGCCGCCAGUUCAAUGAUAAAUAUCAAAGCUAAAUCUACCCACGUGAAAGAGAAGAGGGCCCUCGAUGACACGACCGAAAAGAGCAUCUUGCAAUGUGGGCAGGCGAAAAAGAAAAGUGCGUCAUUGCUUGUCCCUAGUUUUUACCCCUUCCGAAUCUGAAUCUGAUGAAGAAUCUCCGUUGCGCCGUUUCCGUGAGCUCCGUCCCAGACUCUCUCACCUACGUACAUGCUCGUAAGCCCCCUGCCAUUCGAAAAAGGAGAAAAAAAGAAACCACCAUCAUUGUAUGAUGUACUGUACAAGUCUAGAAAAAAAAAGAAUAAAAAGCGGUCAGGCUGAGUUCUUUCUCAGCCGUGCACAACGGGCCUCUCGCCACAAGAUACAUAUGUAUCCGUCGGCCAAGCACAUGCAGCCAUUAGUCGUCUCUAUCGCGCGUAGACUCGCUCUUACGGCCCCUCUUGGUGACCGUAGGGGUUCCGAAGUCGGCGCCCUCGCUCUUACGCUUCUUCUUGGUCGGUCGGCUGCUCGAGCCCCUGGGUCGGUAUCCCUCGUCCUCAUCCCUGCCGGCCCGCUUUCUCUUGCCACGUCCGGUGGCCGGCGUUGCGAAGCUGAGACCGUCCGAGUCCUCGUCCUCCAUGCUGUGAUCGUAGCUGUCGGCAUCACGACGCAAAGCGGCAGCCCGUUCGGCGGCGGCGGCGGCCUUUUCCGCCGCUCGCUGCGCGGCUUUCUCGGCCCGCACAGCUGCGAGAGAGGCGCGCUUUCCGCCUC